AUUAAUUAAACUUAAUCAAUUGUAAAAAUUAUAACAUCGUUAGAUACUAAUAGCAUGUGUAAUAGGGGAACAAUGUGCCGAUUAUAUUCGCUUCGCUCAGUCACUUAUCGUAUCGAUCGAUGGUGGCGCGUGAAUAACGUACCGCGUUUGUUCUAUCGAUUAUUUCUUGUUUCCUAUUCCAGUUCAGUCAAUGAUAAUGUUAGUCGGACGCAAAGUCUACUGUUGAAUAUACCCUUAAAAACUACUGCGUUUCGUGAUUUGUAAGAUUGAUCAAGUGAUUGCGUUAUUUAGAGAUAAUUUUUUUAAGAAAAUCUGCGCAGGAUAUAUCACGAAGUCGCGACUGUUUAUUUAGUAGAUAUAAAAAAAUGAAUAUGCGUUAGAGCAAGAAAGAAACGACUCUUAUUCUAUUUGAACCGAAUUUUUUUUUCAAUUAUUCAUCGAUCUAUUGUCGCGCAUCUGUGAACUUGUCGAACACAACUGGGACAUUUGAUGAAUGAAUUGAACGUUCUGUUAGGGAAACACGAGCGGUCACCGAUAGACCAGUAAAUUUUUAACGAUCUUGCAUGCUACGGCAAACCUAUGCGAAUGUCGUGGAACAGAAAUGGCACGAUUCUUUCACGAAUAUAGAAGCAACUUUCAACUUGGAAACGGCAGCGAUAAUAACAUAUCAAAGCCGUAUGCAUGCAUAGUCGAGUAUCAUUUAUAUCGCUGUUAUAAUUCGCAGAGUUAUUCUGUAGUGCAACGGCGACCACCACGUCAUCUUUUGGAAGCCUGGUACUUUUGGCUAGGCAUUGUUUUACUCGUUGUUUCCGCCAUUUCUUUGAUGGCAUAUGUACUCGGUAAUCACAUACGGUAAUAUUUAAGGUAUUUCAUCCGGACGUAAUGCACGUAUCGAUGAUAAUAGACGAAACGAUCGGGAAUUCAAUCAG
Molecule: messenger RNA, 929 nt
Organism: Pogonomyrmex barbatus (red harvester ant)
Lineage: Eukaryota; Metazoa; Arthropoda; Insecta; Hymenoptera; Formicidae
Source: RefSeq, a predicted model, not a curated record